UUUCCCAGAUGGACAUCAAUGAGAUGACUAAGCCCUGGGGUCUGGAGGUAGACAGGGUGGAGCUGACUGUAGGUGCUGUCCUGAAGCCCCCAGAGGACCAUUCAUCUGGGCCUGGCUCGGUCAUCCUACCCCCCUCUAUUCCUGGUCUCGAGGGCCUGGCUGGACCCAUACAACAACUGGCUAUGCACUUCCUGGGCAAUAUGGCUGGCGGUAACCAUGGAGCUCCCCUGGUUAGGACAGGUAGUGGCUCAGCAGGACCAGGGUCCCCUCCAGAGGGCCAGGUACCAGACGUCACCCUCAGUAUGACGGACCAGGACCUGCUGGCUGUGUUCGAGGGAACCCUGCGACCCUUCGCAGCCUACGCCACUGGGCGACCCAAGGUCCAGGGAGACCUGAGGCCUGCAUGA
Messenger RNA from Oncorhynchus nerka (sockeye salmon), 407 nucleotides. Its product is annotated as stomatin-like protein 1. The record is from RefSeq and is a predicted model, not a curated record. Bases 9 to 407 code for a protein of 132 amino acids. Lineage: Eukaryota; Metazoa; Chordata; Actinopteri; Salmoniformes; Salmonidae. The transcript is spliced from 2 exons.